This is a messenger RNA of Chiloscyllium plagiosum (whitespotted bambooshark), 4040 nucleotides long. NCBI's taxonomy places the organism in Eukaryota, Metazoa, Chordata, Chondrichthyes, Orectolobiformes, Hemiscylliidae. The record is from RefSeq and is a predicted model, not a curated record.
GGGAACAGCUUAGAUACUGAAUGCACACCGCUGUUGCUUUUGUGUUCUCAAGAACCUAGCUGCCCAUUUCCGAGAGCAGGUGCUCAGUUAAAACUGCUCACCCCGGACAGCACAGCAAUGGCUCUUGGGCUGUAAGUCCACUGGUGAUUACCUGGUAAAGCAGCUUCCUCUUAGAAGACAAACUCGUUUUAUCCCUCUUUACCGUAACUGCUGUUUCCUCGGCAUUGCAUCUGGCUGAAGGGACUCGAAAGAGAGAUAGAGGGAGACAGAGUGGGACACUCCAGGCGCUGAGGGGAAACUGUCUUUGUGCCGACACUUCCGACUGAACGCAGAGGUGGAACGGUUCAGCAACUGGACAGCUCCCUGUGCAGCGCGGCUUUGAGAGCGUUCCUGUCUGUGUAUGUGUUCGCGUGUAUGUUUGUGUGUGAGCUGAACAGCUCCACACAACGCUCUGGUCCAUCCUCAGUGUAUCUCCCUCCAGAAGACCAGCUCCCAGAUCAUGGCCAGCGUGCAGCAAGGGGAAAAGCAGCUCUUCGAAAAGUUCUGGAAGGGGACCUUCAAGGCGGUGGCCACCCCCCGCCCAGAGAGCAUUAUUGUCGCCAGCAUCACAGCCCGGAAGACUCUGAGCAAUGGCACAUCAAGCUACCAGUCCUACAGGAACACUGAAAGGAGAAGUGAAUCAUCGAUUGCAGGUCCAGUGGUGCAGGCCCCAGGUAGAAAUGGAUGCAGCAAGAGCAAGGAAAGUAAGCAUCAAAAUCACCACAGACUGCGCAGGAGAUCCUGUGAUUCAACUCAUUCUCCGCCGCCUCCAGCCAAAAAGAAGAAAAAGAAGAAGAAAUCGGAGCGCAAGCGAAGACGGUCCCCUUCCUAUAGUCCAGCCCCAGCAAGAAAGAAGAAGAAGAAAAGCUCCAAGAAGCACAAGAGGAACAGGUCAGGACCAGCCUCCACAAAGAAACGACGGCACAGCUCAACAAGCCCCAAAAGGAAACGAAAGGACCAGAAAAGACAUCGAAGAAGGUCUCGGGUCAUACCAUCUUCACGUAAAGGCCACAGAUGCAGACGUUCUAGCUCACAGAGUUCAGCCUCCAGGUCUUCCAGCUGCUCCAGCAGAAAUGAAGGCCAUUCAGGAGCAGCGCAAAGCCUGCGAGGCAGAUCGAGAAGCAGCAACCACAGAGCUUAUCCAAAGCCCAAUACAAAACAGAGUGUCCACGCCAAAAGCCGCUCCCAGUCAGCCAAAUCACCGUGUAAAAGUCCGCGGAAUAAAAACAGCAAAUCAACCGAAAAAAUCGGAAAGAUAUGCAAGUCAGGGUCUUCUGGGCAUGCUCUUGAGAAGGAAGAAUGCAACAAGCUUGACAGUGCCCCGAGCCAGAACGGCGACUCCCAAGAUUAUGACUCGGGCAAUGACACAGCUUCACCCCCCUCGACUAAAGCCGCCUCUUCAGGAUCACAAAUGGAGGAAGAGAAAGGGCAGCCUCUUGACCGCAGUGCAGAGUUAGAGCGCCAGACAAUUUCCCCGGGCAAGCUGAAGUUUAGUGACGUGGAGCCUAGUUCAGAUUCUGGCAAUUCAGUGGCAAGCUGCUCAUCUCCGUGCAACCCUGUGCCCACGUCCCCAAGUGCAUCACCAGGUUGUCAGUUGCCCAAGCAGGACAGGAGAGAAUUACCUUCACCACAUGUGUGGCCAGUAGUCACUGAGAGCAAGAGAAGCCCUUCCCUUUCGCCUGAAGGACACCGUUCUAGAAGUGACUCCCGCAGCACCAGAGGGCGAGACAGGAGCUCCGCCAGUUCCAGCCGUUCUUCCCGUUCCCACUCCCUUGAGUACAAGUCAACCACAAAAUACUCAAGAAGCAGAUCACAUUCUUCUGCGAAAAGGUCUUCUUCACGGUCUCUGAGCUAUUCGCCAAAGUCUAGGAGGAGAAGCCCAGGAAGCAGGAGUUCCCGAUCACGACGCAGUCCCAGUUAUUCAAGAUACAGCCCACAGAGGGACCACGAGCGAGACCGGGAUCGCAAGAACUACAGUUCUCGAGACAGGGAGUCCAGGCGACGUCGUUCUCGUUCUUACUCCCCAAUGAGGAAACGGAGACGAGAUUCACCGAGUCAUCUGGAACCUCGACGGAUCACCAGUGCUCGCAAACGGCCUAUCCCGUACUACAGGCCUAGCCCCUCAUCUUCCAGCAGUGUCAGCAGCUAUUCCUCCUGGUACAGCAGCAGGAGCCGGAGCAGGAGUCGGAGCAGAAGCUGGAGCAGGAGCUGGAGCCGCAGCCAAAGCUAUUCCAGUAGGAGCCGGAGUCGCAGUCCCAGCCGGAGUCGGAGCCCGAGCCGGAGUCGGAGUCGGAGCCGGAGCCGGAGUUCAGCCGGACGGAGCAGCAGCCGCAGUAGGAGCAAGAGCUAUGAUUCCGCAGGUAGCUACGAGAGCCUGCGACGCUGAACAUUCUCCCCGGCAUCACAUUUCCCUGCUCCCUCCCACCUCCAGCACUACAUUCCCCUAGCACCGCCAUCCCUCCCUGCUGCCUACUUGCAGAUUGACCUCUUUGUUAUUUUGGUUUCCCACUGUUUAAGUGACGUGUGGACUCUGGUGUGUGCGAAUGUGUCACAGCAGCACAUGUGAAACAGCCAGACCGAUUCACAUUUCUCCUUGUCCAUCCCUUACUUUUUUGUGAAAAAAAAACUUAUGCCAAGUUUGAUCAAAUAACUUGAAGUAAUCUCUCCAUCAUGUUUUGGUCUGAUUGUUACAAAGGGCUGUGUAGAUCCCAACACAGAGUCAGUUCACAGUGCCAAUUGUAGCAGUUCGACAUGAACGUUGUAACGUCUCAGCAGGUGCACUGGAGCUAUUUUCAGAGGAAGCUUAGGCCCUGGCACACAGCGAUGAUGAGUAAGGUUAUAUGUGAGAACAGCUGACACUGGUUCCCUCCCACCAUCGUUCCCACCAGCUUCUCCCCAAUCCCCCUCACCCUGAGAUAUACCAAGUACACCCAUUUCUCUUGAAUUCAGUGUCUGUUGAUUGCAAACUCACCAUUAUAGAUCUACUACAGUGCAUUGAAACAUUGCACACUGUGCCACCUUGCUGGCUGCAUUUGGCAGCAGGAUGCUGUUACAAUUCCACACCCAAGCAGAAAACAGCGCUAGUUGUUAAUUAACAGCUAUAAUUUCAAGUCCACUCACAGAAUGUGACAAGAUUCCAACAGACCGCAAAUCUGCAGAUAAUCAGUCUGAUCUGCUUCUCCUGUUUAAAAAUGAGCGUUUGCUGUCCGUGAAUCGAUUCUGGUCAGCCAGCAAGGCGGUGUUUUUUUUAAAAAAUCAAUUGUAACAAAUCUGGACAUAGAGUCCAUGUGCUGAAUAAUUAAAUAAUGCAAGGGAUGAAGGAAGGCUAGGGUUUUUGUUCCAUAUAUUCUUAAAAGUCCUCACCAGAACAUGUUCCUUCUGUAAACCUUGAAUUUUUCAGCCUUUUCUCUUUAUUAUUGGGGGAGUGACCUCAUUAGACCAAGACAAUGGCCCAUAGUUCAGCAAGCUGCCAAGAUUUAAAUGAAUUGGAUGAGAGAGGAGUAAAGCAGUAAACAAUGAGCAGGUGAUGCCAAGCUGUUUUUUACUAGCUGGUUGUCUAUAGGUGAAAAAGAAUUCUGAGGUAGUUAAAGAGUUCUUCAAUGUUGGGGAUCUGAGAAAGAUUGAGCUGGAGUCGGAGAUGAACCUUUACUUCACCCAAGUUAAAAGGAGAAAGACAUGUGACUGGGAUGAGAUAGCCACAACUAGUUAAUAUGUUUGGAUUCAGACUCUAUUGAAAGUAUUUUCAUUUCAUCUUUAACAUGUACUUUAGUAUUUUAAAAGGAAGGUAACAUAAACUGCACUCUAAUGCAUACUGGGCUUUGUACAAGAGUCACUCGAAGCGCAAAGGGUAUAAAACAUCAGGACAGUCUCAAACAAGAUCCCCUGGUCAAAUAAAUGUGCUCCAUAUAAGAUUCUAAUUGGCCUUCAGCUGGCUGCUGGACAAGGUAAGAGCAGAUCGCUCUGAUGUAGCCGUAAGUUAACAAUCGCACAACACCAGAUUA